AUGGCUACCUCGGAUAAGUGGAGUUCGUCGACGGAUGAGGUUGAGAAGCGGAUUAUAAAUGAGGUUGAGAACCUUCACCUGAAGGAAGAACAAGUUGUCGGUCGUGGCAGAGGACGUGGUAUUACCCCUGCGAGUCCAUUACAUUCCGAGAAUGGCUCCGUUGGACUUCCAAUCUCGUCCGGAGUUGUUGAAAGGGGUUUACAGCAUGGGCUUCAACAAGCCUUCGAAAAUUCAGGAAUCGACACUGCCCUUCAUUUUGUCUCAACCGUGAGUAUUAUCAUGAUUCCCGUCAAUGUGAUAGCUCAAAGUCAAAGUGGAACUGGAAAGACCGCAGCCUUCGCCAUAACGAUGAUCAACUGUGUGGACACCAGUCGACCAGGUCCACAGGCGCUUUGCUUGUCACCUACGUUCGAACUUGCACGUCAGACUGGAGAAGUUAUUCAGAAAAUGGCUAAGUACUGCACUGAUGUAACGAUGCGAUACGUUGUUCGCGGUGAAGAAUUCAGACGCGGAGAAAAGAUCAGCGAACACAUCAUUAUCGGAACUCCAGGGAAAGUUAUGGAUUGGAUCACGAAGUUCAGAGUGUUAGACGUCCGUGAUGUUCGUGUUUUUGUUCUGGAUGAAGCGGAUGUUAUGAUAGCAAUGCAGGGUCAUCAAGACCAAUCUUUAAGAAUUCACAAGACUCUUCCGCAGACUUGCCAAAUGCUUCUGUUUUCUGCGACAUACGACGAGGAAGUCAUGAACUUUGCUUCGAAAGUCAUCAAGGAUCCCAUGAUCUUCCGACUAAGACGUGACGAAGAAAGCUUGGACAACAUAAAGCAGUACUACAUCAAGUGUGCCUCGAAAGAAGAGAAAUAUAACGCCAUCUUGAAUAUAUAUGGAGUGAUAACAGUGGGGCAGGCGAUCAUUUUUUGCCAUACGCGGCAGACCGUCCUUUGGCUCACGGAGAAGAUGGUCAAGGAUCACCACACCGUUGGUAUGUUAACCGGAGAGCUGACCACUGAACAACGUAUUGCGGUUCUUGACAGAUUUCGGAAGGGAGAAGAAAAAGUUCUGAUUACUACGAAUGUGUUAUCUAGAGGUAUCGACAUCGAGCAAGUUACGCUCGUGAUAAAUUAUGAUCUCCCGGUGGACUUGAAAAACCGCGCUGACUGUGAAACGUAUUUGCAUCGAAUCGGAAGAACGGGACGCUUCGGAAAAAGUGGCAUUGCGAUCAACUUGGUCGAUGGACAACAGUCAAUGAACGUUUUACGAGAAAUUGAGCAACAUUUCAAUCGGAAAAUUGAACUUCUUGAUGCUCAUGAUGCUGACGAGAUUGAAAAGCUAAAUCAACAUAAAUUUAACCAUUUUGAGUCGCAGUCCGAAGGAUUCCCCGUGUUUUCAAAAAUCUGUUACCCCGAACUAUUCGAAAUGGCGACAGAAGUGAUUCAAGAAGCCGAUAAGGUCCCCAGGUCGAAGAAACAUUCGAAACCGAAGGAUAUGUUGAUGGAAACUGAUGGUCUACCGAGCCAUCCGAGUAGUUCGACUGACAAAGGCGAAGGUCUCCGGCAAUAUUACGUCACGAAAAUCGAGGAGUUGCAGUUGACGGUAUCUGAGCGCAGUCAAAACUUACGUCGUCUUCAAGCCCAGCGAAACGAACUGAAUGCGAAAGUGAGAAUGUUGCGAGAAGAGCUGCAACUUCUCCAAGAACAAGGUUCUUAUGUGGGUGAAGUCGUUAGGCCGAUGGACAAGAAAAAGGUUCUUGUGAAAGUCCAUCCAGAGGGAAAGUUCGUCGUGGACAUCGAUAAAAACAUCGACAUGAACCAAGUGACUGCCAACUGCCGAGUAGCAUUGCGGAACGACAGCUAUGCUUUGCAUAAAAUUUUGCCGAACAAAGUGGACCCUCUUGUGUCUCUUAUGAUGGUUGAAAAAGUGCCUGACAGCACCUACGAAAUGGUUGGCGGCCUGGAUAAACAGAUAAAGGAAAUCAAAGAGGUUAUUGAACUCCCUGUUAAGCAUCCUGAGCUUUUUGAUGCCUUGGGUAUUGCGCAACCGAAAGGUGUUCUGCUUUACGGUCCUCCUGGAACUGGUAAAACCCUCUUGGCGCGUGCUGUUGCUCAUCAUACAGAGUGCACUUUCAUUCGUGUGAGUGGCUCUGAACUGGUGCAGAAGUUUAUUGGUGAAGGGUCCCGAAUGGUUCGUGAGUUGUUCGUCAUGGCAAGAGAACACGCUCCUUCCAUCAUUUUCAUGGACGAAAUCGAUUCAAUCGGAUCUUCUCGUCUUGAAGCUGGUAGUGGAGCAGAUUCCGAAGUCCAGCGUACCAUGUUGGAAUUGCUUAACCAACUGGAUGGAUUUGAAGCCACGAAAAAUAUAAAGGUCAUUAUGGCGACGAACCGGAUAGAUAUCUUGGAUUCAGCGCUUCUGCGCCCGGGAAGAAUCGACCGUAAAAUUGAAUUCCCACCACCAAAUGAAGAAGCUCGUUUGGAUAUUCUGAAGAUCCAUUCUAGAAAGAUGAACCUGACACGUGGAAUCAAUCUUCGGAAAAUUGCGGAAGUUAUGCCGGGAGCCUCUGGUGCUGAAGUGAAGGGUGUCUGUACGGAAGCCGGAAUGUACGCGUUGCGUGAGAGACGUGUUCAUGUGACGCAAGAGGAUUUCGAAAUGGCCGUUGCCAAAAUCAUGCAGAAGGACUCGGAGAAGAAUAUGUCCAUCAAGAAACUAAGUAAAUGUGACGUAUGUUUUACGAAGUGUCGUAGACCGAGAUUCUUCGUGAUGGGAGAACUUGAUCAGCUAGAGCAUCUUGCUCUUGUGUCCAAGGUGUGCUUGGAACUUGAAAACAAUGUUGGGAUCAACGACAAAGAUCUUGCUGAAUUUAUUAUCGACCUCGCUACGAAAAGUAGUACGUGUGAAGGAUUCAAGUCAAAACUCCAGGAUAACGGAGGUGAAAUGCCGGAUUCUUUAAUGUCAAAUUUAUAUCGCCUCAUCAAAGAACUGCAAACUGAGAAGCAGGCAUCCUCUGGAAGUAAGACCGCAAAUUCCGGCGAAGUUCAUCCCUUCAUGACAGUAAAAGAGAAGAAGAUGAGAACCUUGUUCCCUGGCUUGUGCAUUCCUGAUGGAACUCCAGCUGUUGUAUCCGAUGAGGAAUCGACGAAAGCAACGGAAGAACCUGCCAAAACUGUUAAAACUGACGAUAAGAAGGUGGUUGAUGACACUAUGGCUUUGUUGGAGUCCAUGGCUACCUCUGCGAUUCUGACCGUAGGAAUCGAAACGUUCGGCAUCGUUCUCGGUCGAGAGGUCGGAAAGAUCGGAGCAGAAGUCAAUCCAGGGAUCGACGUGAUCGUAGUAGAAGUGGAUCUCGAGACAGACAUGACCGUCGUGAUCGAAGAAGACAUCGAAGUCGAUCACGCUCGAGGGACCGCGACAGACGUGACCGGAGAGACCGCGAUCGAGAUCGUCGUGAAAGGUCAUCGUCGCGCGAUCGAGAUCGUCGGGGACGGUCGUCGUCGCGCAAACACUCAAAACGCGAUCGCUCCCGAAAUUUAUCCGGGGAAAAUUACUAGCAUCACGGCAUUUGGAGCGUUUGUUCAACUAGAGAACUUACAGAAGAAAUGGAUAGGCCUUGUGCACAUUUCCCAGUUGCGGCGAGAAGGAAGAGUAAAAAAUGUUUCUGAUGUUGUCUCGGUCGGGCAAAGUAUCAAGGUCAAGGUUUUAUCAAUCACUGGUCAGAAGAUGUCGUUGUCAAUGAAGGAUGUUGAUCAAAAGACAGGCGAAGACUUAAACCCAAUUGCCGGAGGUUUUGGAAAGCCUGCCAUGUUGAAUGAAGACGAUACUUUUGGUCGUAACCCAGAUCGACCGAAUAACCUGAUCGAAUCUGCAAACCUUCGCGGACUUUUGAAUGGGGAUCAAGAGGAUGAUUCGAUAAGCCGUCGCCGUGUUCAACGCAUUUCAUCUCCAGAACGAUGGGAAAUAAAGCAGAUGAUGGCCGCGAACUGUAUUGACAAAUCCGAGCUCCCCGACUUCGAUGAAGAAACUGGCAUUUUGCCGAAAGAAUUGGAUGACGACGAAGAAGAAAUCGAAGUUGAACUUGUGGAAGAAGAAGCCCCUUUUCUUCGGGGCCACGGCCGUGCAGCAUUGCACGACUUGUCACCUGUAAGGAUUGUGAAAAAUCCGGACGGUUCGCUCGCGCAGGCUGCGAUGAUGCAGAAUGCUCUAUCGAAAGAGCGGCGUGAGAUUAAAAUGCUGCAGAGAGAGCAAGAAAUGGACUCCGUUCCUUCUGGGUUGAAUGUGCAUUGGAUUGAUCCCAUGCCGGAUUCCGACGGCCGCCAAAUUGCCGCGAAUUUAAGAGGCGUUGGUACAAUGCAACAAGAAGUUCCGGAAUGGAAAAAAGCGGUUACCGGAGGAUCUAAGGGUUCAUACGGCAAGAAAACGAAUCUCUCUAUCAUGGAGCAGCGCCACAGUUUGCCAAUUUAUAAGUUGAAAGAUGAGCUGAUCAAGAGUAUCACCGAUAAUCAGAUACUGAUAGUAAUUGGAGAAACUGGCAGUGGGAAAACGACGCAAAUGACGCAAUACCUCGCGGAAGCUGGAUUCACGGCGAGGGGAAAAAUAGGUUGCACUCAGCCCAGACGUGUUGCCGCCAUGUCAGUCGCCAAGCGGGUUUCUGAAGAAUAUGGCUGUCGGUUGGGUCAGGAAGUUGGUUACACUAUUCGAUUCGAGGACUGUACAUCUCCAGAAACUAUGAUAAAAUACAUGACAGACGGUAUGCUCCUUCGAGAGUGCCUGCUAGACCCUGAUCUCAAAGGUUAUUCCGUGAUCAUGUUAGACGAAGCUCACGAAAGAACAAUCCAUACUGACGUCUUGUUCGGUUUGCUGAAAAAAGCUGUACAGAAGAGGGAGGAGCUAAAGUUGAUAGUUACGUCCGCCACGCUGGACGCAACGAAAUUUUCCGAAUACUUCUUCGAGGCACCUAUCUUCACUAUCCCUGGCCGGGUAUUCCCUGUUGAGAUUUUGUAUACCCGAGAACCUGAAACGGAUUAUUUGGAUGCGUCACUCAUCACGGUUAUGCAAAUUCAUCUCAGCGAACCCCCAGGCGAUGUUCUUUUGUUUCUCACUGGUCAAGAGGAAAUCGAUACGGCGUGCGAAAUUUUGUACGAGCGAACUAAAGCUCUGGGCCCUGGUGUCCCGGAAUUGAUAAUCCUUCCAGUUUACUCGUCGCUGCCCUCUGAAAUGCAGUCGAGAAUCUUCGAACCUGCUCCUCCAGGUUCACGAAAGGUCAUCAUUGCGACAAACAUAGCUGAGACGUCUUUAACGAUCGACGGUAUCUUCUACGUCGUGGAUCCGGGGUUCGUGAAACAAAAGGUUUAUAAUUCAAAGUCUGGUAUGGACUCUUUGGUCGUCACGCCGAUUUCACAGGCUCAAGCGAAGCAGAGAGCUGGCCGUGCUGGUCGCACUGGUCCGGGCAAGUGCUAUCGCCUCUACACCGAAAGAGCGUAUCGAGAUGAAAUGUUGACCACGCCAGUCCCAGAAAUACAGCGGACGAAUUUGGCAGCUACGGUGCUCCAGCUGAAGGCGAUGGGUAUCAACGACCUAUUGCAUUUUGAAUUCAUGGACCCGCCGCCACCGGAAACGCUCGUUAUGGCGUUAGAACAGUUGCAUUCUCUUUCGGCACUUGACGAUGAAGGCCUCUUGACUCGUUUAGGCCGCAGAAUGGCCGAGUUUCCGCUUGAGCCUACACUGGCUAAAGUUCUGAUCAUGUCCGUGCAACUAAAAUCGUCGGACGAAAUGUUAACUAUUGUGAGCAUGCUUUCAGUUCAGAAUGUGUUCUAUCGUCCGCGUGACAAGCAAGCUAUUGCUGAUCAGAAAAAGGCAAAGUUUAAUCAAGCGGAAGGGGAUCAUUUAACACUUCUCGCCGUCUAUAACGCUUGGAAAAACAACAAGUUUUCCAACGCAUGGUGUUACGACAAUUUCGUUCAAAUCAGAACGUUGAAGCGUGCCCAAGACGUUCGGAAACAGUUAUUGGGCAUCAUGGAUCGUCAUAAGCUGGAUGUUGUCUCCUGUGGGAAAAGCACGUACAAAGUGCAACAAGCCGUGUGUUCGGGUUUCUUCCGUAACGCUGCGAAGAAGGAUCCUCAAGAAGGCUAUCGAACGCUUGUGGAUCAUCAAGUGGUUUACAUUCACCCGUCAUCGGCUUUGUUUAAUCGUCAGCCAGAAUGGGUGGUGUAUCACGAGCUCGUGAUGACGACGAAGGAAUACAUGAGAGAAGUUACGACGAUCGAUCCGAAGUGGUUGGUUGAAUUCGCGCCGGCUUUCUUCAAAGUGUCCGAUCCCACGAAGCUGUCCAAGUUCAAGAAACAUCAACGCUUGGAGCCCUUGUACAACAAGUACGAAGAACCGAAUGCCUGGCGUAUAUCCCGUGUUCGUCGACGUAGGAAUUAGGUUUCCUUUUCUUACCUGUUAUUCGACUGCGUGUGGCUUUGAAUGUCGUUUAUUUUGAGCGGAGAUGAAAGUUCUCAUUUUGCGUUAA
This is a messenger RNA of Notodromas monacha, 6496 nucleotides long. The record is from the annotation of a GenBank genome assembly. Lineage: Eukaryota; Metazoa; Arthropoda; Ostracoda; Podocopida; Cyprididae.